This is a messenger RNA of Oncorhynchus gorbuscha (pink salmon), 1701 nucleotides long. RefSeq names its product ubiquitin carboxyl-terminal hydrolase isozyme L5. Gene Ontology annotation, biological process: protein deubiquitination; ubiquitin-dependent protein catabolic process. The record is from RefSeq and is a predicted model, not a curated record. Gene Ontology annotation, molecular function: cysteine-type deubiquitinase activity; proteasome binding. The transcript is spliced from 12 exons. The coding region runs from base 586 to 1464 and encodes 292 amino acids. Lineage: Eukaryota; Metazoa; Chordata; Actinopteri; Salmoniformes; Salmonidae. Gene Ontology annotation, cellular component: cytoplasm; Ino80 complex.
GAGUAGAUUUUCUUGCAAACAACGGGCGGACAUCUUUGAUGCGGUAUCCAGAUCUUAUAAAUCUUCGAUAUUGAUUCAUUUUGUUAUCUAGGUAGCUAGCGAAGCUAAGCUAACCAAUCACUACGAAUAUUAGAUUGCAGUAAAAUCACAUGCCCCACAGUCUUUUUUGAAAUCAUAACAUAGUAAUGUCUGGAAGCGCAGGAGAAUGGUGUCUUAUGGAAAGUGAUCCUGGUGUUUUCACAGAAUUGAUCAAAGGUUUUGAUGGGCAACUUUGAUGGAGGUGGGGGCACAAAAAACGGAACUCGUCAUGAGAGGCCGCAUAUCCAUAUCCCCGUGACAGCUAAGAUGCAUUUCAUUUCUAAAGUUAAUUUCCUGCAAUUCUACACAUUUUGCCAUUGGGCGGAGAAGAUUUUGCAAUUUUAUAACUAAUUUAAUGCAAUUUUACUCAUUUUGCUAUAGGGCGGAGGCAAAUGUUUCCAGUUUUUAAUGACAACUGAUGAUCACCCUGUUCGGUAAUUCAUUCAACCUUGCUUACUACAAGUUUAGACAGGUUGUAAAGGAGCUCAGGUAGAAGAAAUAUGGAGUAUGGAACCAGAGAAUUUUGAAAACCUCAAACCAGUUCAUGGGUUGAUCUUCCUGUUCAAGUGGCAACCAGGUGAGGAGCCGGGAGGAUCUAUCGUUCAGGAUUCAAGGCUUGACAACAUCUUCUUUGCCAAGCAGGUGAUAAACAAUGCAUGUGCUACCCAGGCCAUUGUGAGCGUGCUGCUGAACUGUACCCACUCUGACAUGCUGUUGGGAGAGACACUCACAGAGUUCAGAGAGUUUUCACUCAGCUUUGAUGCAGCUAUGAAAGGUCUGGCUCUCAGCAACUCUGAAGUUAUUCGACAAGUUCACAACAGCUUUGCCAGACAGCAGAUGUUUGAGUUUGACGCCAAGUCUUCUGCAAAGGAUGAGGAUGCGUUCCACUUUGUGAGCUACGUCCCUGUCAACGGCAGGCUCUAUGAGCUGGACGGCCUACGUGAAGGACCCAUCGACCUCGGUGUGUGCAACCAGGACGAUUGGAUCAACGCAGUUCGGCCAGUGAUUGAGAAAAGAAUACAGAAGUACAGUGAGGGAGAGAUCCGCUUCAACCUGAUGGCCAUUGUGUCCGACAGGAAGAUGAUUUACGAGAGGAAGAUAGCCGAACUGCAGAUCCAGCUAACAGAGGAAGAGCCAAUGGACACAGACCAGAGCAGCACCCUCCUCAGCUCCCUUCAAUCAGAAAUUGCAAAGUAUCAGCUGCUGAUCGAUGAGGAGAAUCAGAAGCUCCAACGAUACAAGAUCGAAAACAUUCGACGAAAGCACAACUACCUACCCUUCAUCAUGGAACUGCUGAAGACACUGGCUGAAUACCAGCAGUUAAUACCAUUGGUGGAAAAGGCAAAAGAGAAGCAGAGUGCCAAAAAAGUCCAGGAAGCAAAGUGACCCCACAAACACGCACUUGUCAGUCAUCUUAUUCAUGUGAAAUGCCAUGGACCCUUUCCCCACAAUUGUAUCCUGUGAACCCCCCCUUGCCCCCGCCAGACAUGAGCACAUGUGGUGGGACAGAGAACUGUGUUCACUAUCCCACCCAGGUCUACCUUUCAGCUGUAAUGCAUGCCUGGAAAGAUAUGUUUAAAUGGGCUUGUCUUAUUUUCAUAAUAAAAUGUUUAGAUGUUCGAA